Messenger RNA from Melospiza melodia melodia, 394 nucleotides. It is a transcript of the gene ATP5F1E, whose product is annotated as ATP synthase F1 subunit epsilon. Gene Ontology annotation, cellular component: mitochondrial inner membrane. The coding region runs from base 83 to 238 and encodes 51 amino acids. Gene Ontology annotation, molecular function: proton-transporting ATP synthase activity, rotational mechanism. The transcript has 3 exons. The record is from RefSeq and is a predicted model, not a curated record. Lineage: Eukaryota; Metazoa; Chordata; Aves; Passeriformes; Passerellidae. Gene Ontology annotation, biological process: proton motive force-driven mitochondrial ATP synthesis.
GCGUGGGCGGCUCCCGUGCGCUGAUUGGCCGGCGGGCACGUCCCCUGCGGCGCGCGCUGACCUUGCCCGCGGAGCCGCAGCCAUGGUGGCGUACUGGCGACAGGCCGGGCUCAGCUACAUCCGCUACUCGCAGAUCUGCGCGCAGGCCGUGCGGGCCGCCAUGAAGCCGCAGUACAAAGCGGAGGCGGAGAGGGCAGCGGUGGCCACGGUGAAAACGGUGAAGCCCAAAAAGGAGUGAAAUGAGCUGAUCUGUGGGGAAUAACAGCAAACUGCAAAGGCGAGCUGCAGGCUGCAGUAGGCGAGCUCAAGACUGCAGUGUAAUGUCACCACAUGAGCUGUAGAACUUGCCUGUGUAUGUAAAUUGACAUGCUAAUAAAUGUAAUUUCUGAAUGUG